UUUCAAGGGAAUACUAGUCAGAAGACAAUGAGGUAUCAUUAUGAAGGCCAUUUUAUAUUUUCACCAAAUAGAAUAUAUGAAAAUGGUAGGUUCAUGGAGAAACCUAAUUUUGAUGUUGAUUUCAUCUCAUUUUUUGAUAUAUUGGAUGACUUGAAAAAGGAUUGUGGAUUUGAUGUUAUAAAAGGAGAUAAAUUUUAUUACUUGAAGGCUGAUAAAGCUCUUAGUGAUCUUGAUGCAUUGAUAGAGGUUAAAGAUGAUACAGAUGUGAAAAAUAUGAUGGAUAGUUAUAAGAAGUUCCCUUCGAAACCCAUUGAUAUAUACACUCUAUUUCGAGAUUAUGAUAUUUUACCAAAUGGACUUGGUGACGAGCUACCCGCAGUUACUGUUGAUCACACUUCUAAUCAACUUCAAAAUCCAAAUGCAACUGCAGCAACAGGUUCCAAUACAAUUAAAAGAAAAACUAGAGGACCAACACGAUGCUUGAAAAUCACACAAUUGGAGAAUGGGCAAAAAUUGCCAGUAGAAUUUGAUGAAGAUGAUCAAGCUAUUGGUGAUAAUGCUACUGCAUUUGUUUGGUUUUUAGGACAAAUUAUUAGAAGUGUGUCGUGUUAUCCAUUGCAAGUGAAACAAUGGAAUAAGAUUACCGAUGAUAAGCUCGACCACAUGUGGUCUACCAUAUUGGUACGAAAAUUUAUAUUAAAUUACAUCCAUUAUAAAAUGAUUAUAAUUUUUUUAGUUCUAUUAAGUAUCAUAAUAUUUAUUUCUUACUUCUUUGCUAAAAGGAAAAGUUCACUUUUGAGUAUUCUGAUGCAAGAAAGGGAGCAAUUUUCGGUCAUAUGA
Molecule: messenger RNA, 840 nt
Organism: Manihot esculenta (cassava)
Lineage: Eukaryota; Viridiplantae; Streptophyta; Magnoliopsida; Malpighiales; Euphorbiaceae
Exons: 3
Coding region: 28-840 (270 amino acids)
Source: RefSeq, a predicted model, not a curated record